UACCUGUUUGAGGAGAUCGCCAAGAUCUCCCACGAGUCGCCCGGCAGCAGCCAGUGCCUGCUGGAGUAUCUCCUCAACCGGCUGCAGAGCAACUCCUGCCAUGUCAAGCUGAAGGUGCUGAAGAUCCUGCUGCACACGUGCACCCAGGGGUCCCCCCAGUUUGUCAUGCAGCUGAAGAGGAAUGCCUGCUUCAUCCGGGAGGCGGCAGUGUUUGCCGGGCCCCCAGACCCCCUCCACGGCAACAGCUUGAACCAGAAGGUCCGGGCGGCCGCGCAGGACUUGGCUAGCGUUAUCUUUUCGGAUGCGCCACUCCCCCAGCCUGCCGCGCUGCCUGCCCGUCCCCUGCCUCCUGCGGGCAUGGGCUCCAGCCCCAGCCCCUGCGGCUCCCUGCAAGGAUUUGGCUUCAGCAGUGAGAAAAGCAGCUCCGCUUCGACGGGCGAAGCUCUGCUCAGCACCAUCCAGCGAGCGGCCGAAGCGGUGGCCCACGCUGUGCUCCCCUCCCUGGAGGGGCCCCGGCCUCGCCGCGGGGAGCUCCACGAGGAUGCCUACGAGCCCGUGAGAGCCCCCUCGCCCGCCAGGAGCCUGGCCGGGGCUGUGAAGCCACCAGCAGCCACCUCAGCGCACAGCACCCGAGGGAGCCACCAGCCGGGGCUGGCCGGGGGUGGCUGGGAGGAGGCGGACAGCGGACACAGCUCCCAGGACUCCUCGCAGGGCAACGGCGAGUUGAGCCGCACCUCGGACACCUGCAGCAAAUCGGGCAGCGACAGCCACUCUGGGGCCAGCCGGGAGCUGGCCCACGUGGCCGAGAGGGUGGACGCUGACAGCCUGGGCGACUGCGUGCGGGAGGUGAGCCUGGUGUCGGCACUGACCCGUGGUGCCAGGGUCUUCCUCACCAGGGAGGAAGCACAGCACUUCGUCAAGGAGUAAGGGCUGCUGAAG
Athene cunicularia (burrowing owl) is the source of this 939-nucleotide messenger RNA. It is a transcript of the gene TEPSIN, whose product is annotated as TEPSIN, adaptor related protein complex 4 accessory protein. The annotation marks the transcript as partial. Gene Ontology annotation, cellular component: trans-Golgi network membrane. The record is from RefSeq and is a predicted model, not a curated record. The transcript is spliced from 10 exons. NCBI's taxonomy places the organism in Eukaryota, Metazoa, Chordata, Aves, Strigiformes, Strigidae.